Molecule: messenger RNA, 930 nt
Organism: Bipolaris zeicola 26-R-13
Lineage: Eukaryota; Fungi; Ascomycota; Dothideomycetes; Pleosporales; Pleosporaceae
Exons: 2
Coding region: 1-930 (309 amino acids)
Source: RefSeq, a predicted model, not a curated record
AUGGGUUUUAAUCCCGCGACCGACAUUGGGAACCUGGAGGGCAAAGUCAUCUUAGUGACUGGUGGCAAUGCUGGCCUAGGCAAGCAAACAAUCGCAUAUCUCGCCGCCCACAACCCCGCAUGCAUUUACCUCGCCGCCCGCAGCGAGUCCAAAGCCCGCGAUGCCAUUGCCUCGAUCAAAUCCUCAGUGCCCAACGCCUGCAACAUUGAGUACCUCUCCCUCGACCUAACAUCCUUCGCGUCCAUCGCCGAAGCAGCCUCUACAUUCAAGGCCCGCGAGUCGCGCCUCGACAUCCUGAUCAACAAUGCGGGUAUCAUGGCGACGCCGUACGGCACGACGAAAGAGGGCUACGAGAUCCAGUUUGGCACAAACCACAUGGGCCACGCGCUGCUCACCAAGCUGCUGCUGCCCACCAUGCUCGAGACGGCCAAGCUUCCAGCCGCCGAUGUGCGCAUCAUCAGUCUGAGCAGCUACGGACACGUCAUGCCUGUUUCCCAGGGCAUUCUCUUCGACCAGGCUGCGCUGGAGCAGCAGAGCACUGUGCGCCGAUAUGGCUCGUCGAAGCUUGCGAACCUGGUCUAUGCUAAGGCUCUCGCUGAACACUAUCCCCAGAUCACGUCUGUGUCGCUGCACCCAGGUGUGAUCAUGACGGAUCUGUUCAACACGCUGCGCACCAAUAUCUUUUUGAAGGUUGGGCUGUGGGUCUAUGCGAUCAUAGGGUUGGUCUUACCGGGUCACUUUAGAGGACCAGAGGGCGGGGCGCUGAAUACCACAUGGUGUGCGACAGUGCCCAAGGAACAGCUCGAGAAUGGGGCGUAUUAUAUACCGGUUGGUAAGAAGGACGGUGGUAGUAAGUAUGCGAGGGAUGAGGGGUUGAGGAAGAAGCUGUGGGAGUAUACAGACGAGGAGUUGGCGAAGCAUGGGUAUUGA